Molecule: messenger RNA, 1142 nt
Organism: Drosophila virilis
Lineage: Eukaryota; Metazoa; Arthropoda; Insecta; Diptera; Drosophilidae
Source: RefSeq, a predicted model, not a curated record
UGGAAGAGUAUUAAUUAGCGGCAAAAUUGACAACCACAAGCGUCGAGCCAGCGAUUCCUUGUUGUGCCUGUCAGCACGCCCAUCAGCAGCAACCCGACUGCUGCUGCUGUUGAUGCUGCUUCUGUUUGGAAUGUGCCCAACCGUCGUUCAAAGUGCUGACAAUUUCGAUGCGGUUGGUGAUGCAAUGGCCGACCCCAGUCCCAGUCACAACCAUAAUAGCAAUAGCAACAACUUUGACAUGCAUUAUGACAACUUUAACCAGGUGACAGGUAGCAAUGACACCAGGAUACUGAGACGGGGCAAACGCUACUUGGAGUUUCCCAAGGGCUCGCGUAUGUCGUGGCGUACUAAUGCGAAAAACAACUUGCUCAAAAUCAACACACUUAUCGCCUAUGGUUACGGAUUUCGUGCCAAUUAUCCAUUUCCCGAGCCCAAGGAUCAGCGAAAGGGAAACCGCAUCUUUUUCAAACGCGAUUUGUUUUCAAAACUGGAAAACGCCUUAGAUGGCCAUGGCUUUGAUGGACGUGCCUGUUUAUUGAAAUCUUUCUGUACGGCAAUUUUUGAUGUGGAUAAGCCCCAGCAGAAGAGCGGAAUGUUGUUCAAGCUGCUCAAAUUAAUAUUCAGUCGACCCAAACGCUUUCUGGACAUUAUAGAGACAACUCGUUUGUUUGUAGGUAACAGUUGAGCAGCAACAGCUCCACUUGCCAUUGACCAUAGCUAACUGAUACGUUUUUCACUUGGAAAGUUCCGCGUAAACGUAAAAAACAAUGUGAUACCAAAGCCGACAGUUUGGGCACAUGGUUAUGGGUUUCGUGCCAACACCCCAGUCCUAGUGAAACGUGAAAAUCGCCCCUUCAGAAGGGAUACGUACGAGCUGGUCCAUGAGCUUAUGGACCGUAGUGGCUUCGAUGGUCAGGCCUGUGUCCUGAAGGCAUAUUGCACUGCAAUAUCUGGGGAUCAUAGUCAGGGUUUCUUGCAUAAACUAUUUAAGUAUAUGUUUACCCUGGAUGAACACGAGAAGCAUCACAUGCCCUACCUGCGCGAAGAGAACUGCCAGCAGAUUUUGCACAGCCAUUGCCCGCUUAGCUUUGACAGCAUUUCGCCAUAUACAGAUGAUGUCUAACAAUAAAUAUGUGAUUUAA